Strongylocentrotus purpuratus (purple sea urchin) is the source of this 4222-nucleotide messenger RNA. It is a transcript of the gene meak7, whose product is annotated as MTOR-associated protein MEAK7. Lineage: Eukaryota; Metazoa; Echinodermata; Echinoidea; Camarodonta; Strongylocentrotidae. The transcript is spliced from 7 exons. The record is from RefSeq and is a predicted model, not a curated record. The coding region runs from base 53 to 1300 and encodes 415 amino acids. Gene Ontology annotation, biological process: TOR signaling.
CUGUUUAUGUGAGAUACUGUCAGAGACAACGGCUGAACGUCUUUACUCUGAGAUGCGUCAAGUCCAGGGGGUUAUCUCUUCGAUAACCUCCAUCUCUCAGGAAGCUUUUAUCAUCACUCUAGCCAAGCUACUUAAGGGAACCAUGGAAGAAACUAGUCUAAUGGUCUGUGGACUGGCAGCAAAUAUGGCUGAAAGGUUAACCAAAGAGGAACUCUCUCAGUUCAUCGCAGAUAUCCUGUCCUCGUAUGAGAAAGCUUUGAAGGCUGCAGAUAAGAUGGGUGGCUGGAAGAUUGGGGCUGAUGCUGACUCCAAACAUAGAUUUGUACAAUUCACUUUACAGGGCAUGGAUGAAGCCGAAGGAGAGUACUUGAGUGUAGAUCAGGUGCAGUCUUGGUUAGAGAAGACAAGAGUCUUUUAUUCUCUCUUCACGGAUGUCUUUCAAGUCUGCUUUCAUCCAGGAAACACAAUGCUAAAGGAUGACGGUGCCGCUUCUGCAGCGGCAUAUGUGGAUGAGGCCGACACCAUCACCGAUGACAUCAUACACCAUGUACCUACGCUGCCUCUCUGUAAGGAUGCACCAUGGUCAAAGUUCACGACCUUACUUGACCUCCCAAGCCUGCUGACCAUCAACUAUCACCUCCCCCAUGAGCUGAGACGUGAAUGGAGAUUCCUCUAUUCAUCGUCCAUCCAUGGAUCAAGCUUCUCUACAUUCCUAGCUCACAUUCAGAACAAAGGACCUACAGUUUUAGUGGUUCGAGAUACCGAUGGAAAGGUCUUUGGGGGAUUUGGGUCAGAGAGCUGGCAUCUAGGACCAAAUUUCAUAGGAAAUACUCACUGUUUCCUGUUCAGUUUGACCUCUGACCUUGGUGUAUACGAGACGACAGCCCACAAUGAUCAUUACAUGUAUCUCAACAUUGAUCAGCAAACAAUGCCAAAUGGUCUGGGUAUGGGAGGACAGUUUGAUUACUUUGGACUAUGGUUAGACCAGGACUAUGGUAAAGGCCAUAGCAGGGCCAAGCCUAAGUGUACUACCUACGACAGUCCCCAGCUGUCUGGGUCUGAGAACUUUGUUAUCGACUGCGUAGAAGUCUGGGCAGUUGGGCCACUACCAAAGAAAGAUACUGAGGAUGAUGAAGAGGGAGGUCACAAGAGUAUCCUAGACAAGGACGCAGCGGCCACUGCCCUCCUGGAGCUCAUAGGAAAGGCAAGAAAGAGCGAAGGAUUGAGGGAGAUUGAUGAAGAUGCAAUGGCAGACAUACCUGAGGUUCAUGAACUACAUGUACCACACCCAGUAUCCUGAAUGAUGACGCUGGUCUACGGGUACCACUGGAUCAUAUCAACUCAGGCUGAAGAAAGAGUACUGUCAAGAGGUCGGAUCAUAUAGACACGAAACAAUGAGGUCAUGGCUUGGUCUCAACUAUAAAAUCAACUUGCCCAUUGCUAAUUGGUCCAAUCCUUCUGCUAUUUAAGUCUCAAUGAGUUUAAUAUUGUUACUAGGGGAUUUAUUUACAUUUUUGUAAUUAUGAGAAAAUCUGGACUUAUAAUCAUGAGAUUGCAGGUGCAUGAAAAAUUAUAAUUAAAGUACUAUACAGGUGUGCAAGUUUGAAUCAAUUACUUCCACUUUCUUAAAAUCUAUCUUUCAUAGAUUUCUUCUUGUCAACUUUAGCAGUGGCAAAACAAAAGCAGAAACAAUACAGUACAAAAAAUUCAUAUAAAUCUCAAGGUGGUUGACAGAUUUUUCUGAUAAGCAGAAAAGAAAACAUUGAUAAUGUUGAAUUAAAUUAAAAUAGAUUGUCAUCAAAUCAUGUCUCUUUCUAUAUUACAGCACGAUACAAAUGGUCCGAGAGAGGCAUUCUCAGUUUCUCACACAUCUAAUCCUUGCCAUUUGUGAUUACUGAAAUUUGGUUAAUAUGUGUUUGAUCAUGUAUGCACGUUCUCUCUCUCUCUCUCUCUCUUUCUCUCUCUUCCAAUUAUGUCUUUCUCUCUACAUUCCCCUGGUUUCCCUUCUUGAAUUUACUCAACCAACAUGUUUGUCUUCUUCUUUUUGUCAUACUUUUUUUCUUUAAUCCCAAGAUAUAUUGCUUUCAAACAAUGUAUCUAUUUAAGCUUACUGAAUGACGUGUUCACUUUUUUAUGACUACUUGUUUAUUAUUAUUCAAUUACAUUACUACGGUAUGAAUUACAUUGUACUUUAGGUGGUGGGAUUUCAUGGGAUUUUGGGUGUCAUAAAUUUUGAAAUAAUCUGUAUUUACCUAUUGUCAUUUGAUGUGUUCAUGAUUACAUGUUAUUGUUUCAGUGAUUAUCAUAUAUAUUUUAUGUUUCAAGCCACAUUAAUGUGAACAGGAGGCUCUGCUUGUCUUAUGUGAAGAUGAUCUUUCCUCAUUCUUAAUGUUAAUGUGUUUUUUUUGCCAAAUUUGAUGAUGAAAAUAUCAAAAUUGAUGAUUACUUGUUCUCCAGAAUCAUGUCAGCUAUGGGCCUUUUACAUGCAUCACUUCACACUUGUUUCGUUAUGAAAGUCACAAAGUACAUCUGCGAUGUCAUAGAACAUUCAAAUAUUUAUUAUGGCAAUAGAUGAAAUGUCUGUAUUGAAUUUGAACUUAAAUACUGAUAUUUACAGGAACAUUUUCAAUGAAUAAGUACAGUUCUUUAAACAAACAUGGCCAUACACAAUAAUGAUAAUCAAAAAUAAAAAGAAUAAUAGAUUAGUUAAGCAGCUCAUAAUAAACUGGAAUCAAUCUAUUUGAAUGUAGCAGGGCUCAUCGUACAAGAAAUAUUCAGAAUAAUAUCAUCUUAUCCACUAUCUUUGAAUCUAAAGUGAGCCCCUUGAAAUCACCCAAAUGAAAUGGAUCCAACAAACUAAAUUAUAUUAUAUGCCAUGUGCAAUAGAAGGUAAAAUGAGUUGUAAGUAAUUUCAUGCAAUUUACUGUUCUAUAAGAAUACAACAAGAACUGCAGUAGCAGAAUAAUGCCAAAUUUCUAUGUUCUUCAAAAUGCUUUACUAGUAUGAUAAGCUUUUGCUCAGCCCUGAACAUUACAAGAAAGUAAGCUUUGUCAUUUUAAAAAGCACCAAUGUUAUGUUUAGACUUUGGAUAUGUUUAAAUAUGAAAUAGAAACACCAGUAUGUAACAUAAAAUAUAAUAUAUUUGAAGGGAUGAAUCUACCUCAUAGUUCCAUCAAAUAUAUUGCAAUUCUUUCCAGAUGCAAGGUAGUAGUUACAAGUCCAUUAAAUCAUAUUACAUGUAUAUAUAUUAUAUAUAUUUUAUUCUUGAGAUUACAUAUUGUAACAUUUAAAGUAUAUUUAAUCAACUUAUUUUGUUACGACUUUUAAAAUAUAGUCAAAUUUGCAUGGCGCUUAUUUGAUAUGUUUUGAAUUGCUUUACAUGGUGAUUAUUAUAACCCCUGUAAUUGGUUUCUAAUGUCAAUCCACACAUUAUAAAGCACAAUUUCCAGCCAGGUGCCAGUUUACAAGGGCACACGUGCCAAUUCAACCACAUAAACGUUUGCAUCCUACAGGGUACCCAUUUAACACCUGGGUUUAGAGUGGCAAAUGUAGAUUAAUGUCGUGCCAAAGGACAUUAGUGCUGCGGUGGGUCUCGAACCACAAACCUCAUGAUGAACAGUAGGUUGAUGUUUCCACUAGACCACGACACCUCUUAUUAUCUACUCAUUUGGAAAGAUGGUAACGAAUUGUAGAAAUAGAUCAAGACUAUCUAACAUAAGAUGUAUGGAAUAACACAUAAUAAAAAAAUGUUUUGCAAUCAAUGGUUUACAAUAUAGCCUUUUGUAACAGUACAACUCAAACUUUAUCAAAUAAAAGUUAAUUCUGCUUUAGUAUUUGUUUAGUAUGCUGGAUAGCUUUAUAAGUGUUUAACAUGUACAUGUGUUUAUAUACAAUUUUUUGAUGUUGGAAUGUAUCAUUACCAUUGGUCUUGCAAAUAAAAUCAAAGAUCUAUAUUUACUUUGUACAAACAGACUAAAGUGCCUUUAAUUUUCAUGUUCAUUGCAUUCAAGAUAAAUCAUAAACUCUGGGAAAAGUGGCCUUCAUUUUUAUCCCACAUUACAGUUAAAAAGGACUUCCAUCUUGUUUUAGAGCUAACACACUCCACAUGUAUAUCAUUAUGGAAAGAUUAUAUAAAUACAAUGCAUCACAAAACAAAAUAAGAUGUAUUUAUGUACAUCUACAUGAGCACAUUCAAACCUUACAGAGACUAUCUGCCUGUCCA